Ascoidea rubescens DSM 1968 is the source of this 669-nucleotide messenger RNA. RefSeq lists its product as uncharacterized. Lineage: Eukaryota; Fungi; Ascomycota; Saccharomycetes; Ascoideales; Ascoideaceae. Gene Ontology annotation, cellular component: nucleus. Gene Ontology annotation, molecular function: nucleic acid binding. The annotation marks the transcript as partial. The record is from RefSeq and is a predicted model, not a curated record. The transcript has a single exon.
AUGAGAGAAACCUUCUUGGCCUUUUUGAAAAAAAAGUACUCUAUACGUGCAAAAUCCAGUGGUCUUGAUUAUGACAAACUUAAACGAUGGAUUUCGAUUUGCAAUGAUAAGAAAACAGUUUUAAUCUCAAUUGAUCUAGAAGUGUUUGAACGUUCUCAUUCGUCUUGCACUGAAUUUGGUAUUGCAAUAUAUGAUCCAAUAAAUCAAAAAAAUUCGCCAUUUCCAGAUAUAAUCAAUUUGCAUUUUUUAAUCAAAGAAAAUAUCAAAUUGUACAACACCCAAUAUGUUCCAAAUAAUAAACAUAGAUUCAUCAAUGGAGUAUCGUAUGUUGUUGAUAACAAUAGCAUCAAAUUAAUCCUAGACACAAUCGUUAACUAUUAUCAAGGUUUUACAAACAUUGCAUUUGUUGGCCAUCAUUUUUCUUCUGACCAGGCUUUUAUUUCAAAGUCUUUCAAGUUUUCAAUUGAUUCUGAUAAAUAUGAUAUUAUAGACACAUCGUCGAUUUGGCAAAUGACUGCAACUGGUAAGAAUGCUCUAAAAUCAAAAUUAUCAUAUGUGUUAUAUAAAUUGGGAAUUCCAGGAGUUUAUUUACACAAUGGUGCUAAUGAUGCUUACUAUACUUUGAUUGCUGCCUUGAAACUAUGCGAUCCUGAAUUGAGAAUUAAUAAA